UGCAAUGCACUGCAAUUUUAUGUCGUGUCUCUUUGCUUUUGUGAAUUGUGAUACGCCAUUACGGGAAUUAAAUUAUCGAAGGUUUUUUAGUGAAGACUUUCUAGAUUUUUACUUUCAUAAAGUUAAAGCGCUAUCAGGAAUUAUGUAGUUCCUUUGAAACCUGAGGUUUUCGUUUAAUCUUUUGUUUUCUUGCACAUUUUGUCUAAAUAAAUCAGUCUAAUUUUCUUAAUUACUGAGCUGUACGGUGCACAGUGCGACUUUUAAAGCUUAAGUACAGACCGAUCUGCGGACACGAUAAUUCUCCUUACUCCACCUGCCAUUGCCCCAUCCCACAUUAUCCCUCCCUCCAUCCGAUCAGCAUGAUCAUCGACCCGAUUGACAGCAUCCAUGGCUGCCUCACCAACUGAACCCGCGCGCGAUCAACUCACCACGCUGCAGCGCCAACUGGACCGUGAGAAGCGCUACAACGCCGAUCUCAUCCGCGAAAACGAUGAGCUCAAAGCCGAGUUGGCGCGCUACCGCAGCGCACCCACGUCGAAGACGGACGCCGCGACCCAAACGGGUCUUGACGCGGAAAUCAGCACCUCCAGUGCUGUAGUAGCGGGGGAGAGUGAGUGGACCGCGCACGCGGUGGAGCAGGGGGAGAGUGUGGCCAGCUCGGUGAAGGCCUUCCUCUCCGCCAAACAUUCCGAGAUUGAACGGAAGGAUUUCGUGUUUAAUGAAGGCCUGGGCAUGUACUACAACGCCACGAAUGGGAUGAUGUUCGAUGGGAAACGCUACUUGUAUUAUGAUUAUGCGAAGAAUGUUUAUCUUUACUAUGAUGAGCAGUCCGGAGAAUAUAAGGAGGAUCCUAGUCGGAAUGGGAAAACCCAGCCUAGUCGCAAGCGCAAGCUACCGCGUGAUAUGAGUGUCGUAUCCGAUUCCAGUUCGGAAGAAGAGGAAGGCGAAGUGGUGGAAGAUGGCGUGAAAGACACGGAUUCGGACAUUUGCGCCCCGUGCAUUCGCAUCGUUGUCUUCCGCUCCAACAUCCUGACCCCGGGUGAUCUCUCCAUUGCCACCUGCGAUCGGACGUUCUCCAUUGGUCGCGACAGUAAACGGGAGCUGGUGCUGAACGAGGACGCCGUCAGCAAGUAUCACGCUCUGAUCUCCUUCGACAUGGAAACUGGUUGCUACAGUGUGCAGGAUUACGGCAGUCAAAAUGGAACACAGGUCAACGGGACGCGCUUGUCGGCGUCCAAAGUAGUCAGCGAGAAGCGGACGCUGGAGCAUCUGGAUGUGCUGAUCAUUGGAUCGACGUCGCUGGUGUGCCACAUUCAUGACAAGGAUGAGACAUGUGAUCAUUGCGAACCGGGUAUUGCACGGGAAUUACUGCAGAAUGUCCAGCCGCAGAAGAGUGAAGUAGUGGAAAACAUUAUCAGUCGUGUGACGGAAAACACGCUAAAAGAUUUACAUCGGCAGCAAAUCGUACAAAUUAAACGAAAGUAUGGACUGCAAAAAGAUCACUACAUCUCAUCCUCCUCCUGCUCCAGUUCGGGCACCUCCGCAUCCACCGAUUACGUUGAUCGGUCCCGGGUGCGUCGUGCUGUCGUGGGCAGCGAUCAUCCGUCCCUGGAACGUCCCACCGUCGAGGCCUCAGUGCAUGUGCCUAUCCCUACCGAGAAUAAGGGUUACCAGAUGCUCAGCAAGAUGGGCUGGCAGGAUGGUGAAGGGUUGAAUAGCUCACGGAAUACCGACAGUAUUACACAACCGCUGGCACCGCAGAUCCGACUGAAUGAGACGGCGGGUCUGGGUGCGGAACUGCCGUCGGAAUCUCUGUCGAUGUCGGAUGUUACACAGCGUCAGAAGAAGGAGAAAUGGGCCAAAGCGGCCAAACGGUAUCAGGGAUUACCAACGGUGAAUGUGCCCGAAAAGGUUGCUGCCAUUCUCCCAGGAGCGGCGCGCAGCGGUAAUAUUGCGUGGGUGCGCGGAGAGACGAUGAAUGUAGACCCGGAAGCUACAGAAAUAAAUGGCAACACCGAGGCUUCUCCGGCGAAAUCGACGGACAAGAAAAUUUAUUUUUUCUGAUUGUACAGUCCUUACAAAUGUCAGUGAUUUUUUAUAAAUAACGACUUUUACACAAAGACACAGAGGGUAGGUUUCUUUCUGCCUUUUUUUGUUAACAUUCGAAUUUUAUUGUUGGUAUAUUACGUCGAUGAUGAUAGAGAGCUUUUUAUGUUUUUAUUCGCAUGGAUGUGUAUCACACUGCCCUGCGAUACGCUCCAUUAACUCUGAAAACAUUUUUGUAAGGAAGAAGAAAAUGGGUUCUUUCAUUUGUCUUCAUCCUCACUGCUGAAGCUGAUGCUUGUAUUGCGGCUGAAAUUGGAGUUUUCAUCAAAACCAUGUCCACCGCCGCCGCCACGUCCGUCGCCGUAUUUGUUUUUAUGGAU
Paramacrobiotus metropolitanus is the source of this 2426-nucleotide messenger RNA. Its product is annotated as angiogenic factor with G patch and FHA domains 1-like. Gene Ontology annotation, molecular function: protein binding; nucleic acid binding. The transcript has 5 exons. Lineage: Eukaryota; Metazoa; Tardigrada; Eutardigrada; Parachela; Macrobiotidae. Bases 388 to 2064 code for a protein of 558 amino acids. The record is from RefSeq and is a predicted model, not a curated record.